This is a messenger RNA of Olea europaea var. sylvestris, 1092 nucleotides long. RefSeq lists its product as uncharacterized. The record is from RefSeq and is a predicted model, not a curated record. Bases 1 to 1092 code for a protein of 363 amino acids. Lineage: Eukaryota; Viridiplantae; Streptophyta; Magnoliopsida; Lamiales; Oleaceae. The transcript has a single exon.
AUGAAGAUUUCAUCAAAGUCAGUUUCAAGUCCAAGCAGAGCAGAGAAAUUUCCACCACCAUUGUUGAUGUUCUUGAGGAGCAAUGGCGGCAGUAGAAGCAGAGGCAGGUCACGUGCAAGCCCAAUGUUUUACUUGCGCAGUAAAAAGAAUGCAGCAGCGAUAGAAGCAGCGAUAGAACCAUCCUCACCUAAAGUAACUUGCAUUGGUCAAGUUCGAGUUAAAAGGUCCUCAAAAUCCUCACGGCCUAAGAAAACUGGCGGUGCCACCACCACAAGCUGCCUCUGCUGGUGGUUCAAGAAAAUUGACUUUCACAAUUUUACUUCAGGAUUUCAUAAACCAGAGCCCCUCCGCCGGUUUUUUAUCAAAUGCGGUUUGUUUUCUCGAUCUGAAUGUUGCAAGAAGUCUGAUACCGGAGAGGAUUCUUUUGGAGUUGAACCAAUUCAGACAAGUCAGAAUAUUCAAAACCAUAUUGGUACUAAUUGUGAAAUUCUUGGACCUCAAUUUCAAGAAAAUAAUGUGGAUUUUCUUGGUUCCACUACUCCACAUGUGGGUACUAAUGAAAUUCUUGGAACCCAAAUUCAAGAAAAUAUAGUGGAUUUUCUUGGUUCUUCUUCUCCACAUGUUGAUAAUAAUCACGAAAUCCUUGAAGCCCAAAUUCAAGAAAAUAAAGGAAAUUUUCUUGAUUCUUCUUCUCCACCCAAGAACGCUUUCCUUUUGACUAGGUGCAGAUCUACUCCUUGUAGGUCUUCAUCAUUGGCCAGCCGGUUCAGGGGAUCUGCCCCAUUAGCUACGCCAGAAACAGAAAAUAAUACUGAUAAGGAAGCAAAAACGAAGCAUGAAUUUCGAGAAUUAAAAAACCCUCGUGAAAAUGUGGCAGUAGAGUCAAGAAACAACCAUGAAGUUGAAAAUUUUGAAGGUUCAGUAAAUAAUGUUACAAAAUUGAAUUCAACUGUGGGAGGUGUUGCAUCGCAUCCUUUACUACUUACAAGGAGUAAAUCAGAACCAGCAAGAACAGCGGAAAGGCUAAUGCCAGAAGCCAAUUUGUGGAGGCAAAGAAGGUUAAGUGUUGUUGAGUCUUGUUCCCAAAAUUGA